This is a messenger RNA of Pocillopora verrucosa, 1449 nucleotides long. Its product is annotated as tubulin beta chain. Gene Ontology annotation, molecular function: GTP binding; structural constituent of cytoskeleton; GTPase activity. The record is from RefSeq and is a predicted model, not a curated record. Gene Ontology annotation, biological process: microtubule cytoskeleton organization; mitotic cell cycle. NCBI's taxonomy places the organism in Eukaryota, Metazoa, Cnidaria, Anthozoa, Scleractinia, Pocilloporidae. Gene Ontology annotation, cellular component: microtubule; cytoplasm.
AAAAGACAACCAGUUUUUCCUUGAAGUGUGUGUCGUGAAGGCGAGAGAAACCAAAAAUGCGUGAAAUUGUACAUCUUCAAGCUGGCCAAUGUGGCAACCAAAUUGGUGCAAAGUUCUGGGAGGUCAUCUCGGACGAGCACGGCAUCGAUCCAACAGGAACCUACCAUGGAGAUUCUGACCUCCAGUUGGAAAGGAUCAACGUUUAUUACAACGAAGCUACAGGAGGGAAAUAUGUGCCCAGAGCGGUUCUUGUCGAUUUGGAGCCUGGUACAAUGGAUUCAGUCCGUUCUGGUCCAUUCGGACAGAUUUUCCGACCCGACAAUUUUGUUUUCGGUCAAAGCGGAGCUGGAAACAACUGGGCAAAGGGCCAUUAUACCGAAGGAGCUGAGUUGGUAGACUCUGUACUCGAUGUUGUUCGUAAGGAAGCCGAGAGUUGUGACUGCCUUCAAGGCUUUCAGCUCACACACUCACUGGGCGGUGGCACCGGCUCAGGCAUGGGAACCCUUCUUAUUUCGAAGAUCAGAGAAGAAUAUCCUGACAGAAUCAUGAACACAUUCAGCGUCGUACCAUCACCAAAAGUAUCAGACACCGUUGUGGAGCCUUACAAUGCUACGUUGUCAGUUCACCAAUUGGUAGAGAAUACGGAUGAAACCUACUGCAUCGACAAUGAGGCCCUGUACGAUAUCUGCUUCAGAACUCUGAAGCUCACCACACCAACGUACGGAGAUUUGAACCAUCUUGUGUCAGCUACGAUGAGCGGCGUCACAACCUGCUUGCGAUUUCCUGGCCAGCUGAAUGCCGAUCUUAGGAAAUUAGCAGUGAACAUGGUUCCUUUCCCGCGUCUUCACUUCUUCAUGCCUGGAUUUGCUCCUCUCACCAGCAGAGGAUCCCAGCAGUACCGUGCACUCACAGUACCAGAGCUUACCCAGCAGAUGUUUGAUGCUAAAAACAUGAUGGCUGCCUGUGAUCCAAGGCAUGGACGUUAUUUGACGGUUGCAGCGAUGUUCCGUGGCCGUAUGUCCAUGAAGGAAGUUGAUGAGCAGAUGUUGAACGUGCAGAACAAGAACAGCUCCUACUUCGUGGAAUGGAUUCCCAACAAUGUCAAAACAGCCGUCUGCGACAUUCCUCCUCGCGGUCUGAAAAUGUCUGCUACCUUUGUCGGUAACAGCACAGCCAUUCAAGAAUUAUUCAAACGCAUUAGUGAGCAGUUUACCGCUAUGUUCAGGCGUAAAGCUUUCUUGCAUUGGUACACUGGAGAGGGUAUGGAUGAGAUGGAGUUCACUGAGGCUGAAUCGAACAUGAAUGAUCUUGUGUCGGAGUAUCAGCAGUACCAGGAUGCCACAGCAGAAGAGGAAGGGGAGUUUGAUGAGGAAGAAGAAGAGGGAGAGGCAGCAUAAGAACUCCUCUUAUUUCUUGAGAUCGUUUUCACUGUAAAGGAUAUUACUUAAA